AUGGAGUUCAUCGCUGCUGGUGCAUCUUGGGCGUUGGGCAAGGCACCUUCGCCGCAGAAAAUUCUCGGUCGCCUUGGUCUCGCAUCACUCGUCGCGCAGAAUUCAUGGCCUGAAUUAUCCUCGAAGCUCUCACCACAAGCGUCAAUCGUCUUACCCCAUGACUCGUCGUUUGGUGGUCUUGUUAGUAGGUGGCGAGACUGGCAUGGGCCGCAGCCUGGUGCCGUCGUGAGGACUUUCUCCGAGAGUGACGUGCAAGAAACUAUUAGAUUCGCAAAUGGCCAUGGAAUUCCGUUCCUUGCGAGAUCUGGUGGCCAUGGAGCAACUGAAGCACUGCAGCUAGCCAAGGAUGUCAUUGUUGUGGACAUGCGGGAUCAAAAUGUUAUUGACAUUGCGGAUGACGGAAAGUCUGCGAGGAUAGGUGGAGGCGCCAGUGUGAAGAAAGUAGUAAAUGAGCUCUGGGCAGCUGGAAAGCAAACAGUCACCGGCAUCUGCGAAUGCGUCGGCGUUUCAGCGCCCGUCCUUGGUGGCGGUCACGGCUGGUUACAAGGCCAAUACGGCCUCGCAUCAGACCAAGUCAUUUCAGCACGAGUUGUACUCCCCAAUGGAGACGCAGUGACGGCCUCGGAGGACUCAAACCCCGAUUUGUUCUGGGCUCUUCGUGGAGCAGGGCAUAACUUUGGCAUCGUGACGGAAUGGCAGUACCGAAUCUACGACAUCAACAAUCCCAAGUGGUCUUAUGAGAUUUUCGUCUUUCUUGGGGAUAAACUUGAGGAUGUUCUGGAGUUGACGAAUAAGAUGAUGAAGACUCAACCGCCGCAUUUGACUCACUGGAUCUACAUCGUCAACAUUCCUGAAAUUGACCCAGAUAAGCCAAUCAUCUGGUACGCCGUCAUCUCAGAUGGCGCUGUCCAAGAAGCGCGAGACUAUGCGAAACCACUACACGACCUCGGUCCUCUCAACGUCGACGCCGGCGAAGCUUCAAUGCCUGAGUUAGCCACCAUCACCCUCAUGGGUGACGAUUCUGUCGGAUGCGCAAAGGGCUUCACCGGUCUUCGAUACCCAAUUGGUCUCAAGACAUACGAUCUCGUCGCCGUGCGCAAAGUCUUCAAUGAAAUCGCUGACAUGUCGAAGCGUGUUCCCGAGUUCGCUGGUUCAUUCUUUCUUCUUGAAGGGUAUUCUACACAUGGCGUCAAGGCAGUUGAUGCGAAAAACUCCGCAUUUCCUCACCGCGAUGAUGAGAUUCUUGUUACGCCUUACAUCCUCUACAAACCUAACGCGACGCUUGAUGGACUUGCGCAGGAGCAUGGUGAGAAAUUGAGGAGGCAUUUGUUAGAGGCUAGUGGGGACCCCGAGCAUUUACGUGCAUACGUUAACUACGCUCAUGGCUUUGAGUCUCUGGAAGAGAUGUACGGCCAUGAGCCCUGGAGGAUCGAAAAGCUCAAGACACUCAAAAAGAACAACAGCCUGUUCGAGCAACGUUAUCGUGUAGCUCCUGUCGACAACGAAAGUACGCCGCCUUUUCUUGGCGCCGAUGACGAUGCUGACGAGAUCUCCAGACUGAAAUGUGACCGCGAUGAGCCAUGUAGCAAUUGUGUUGCGAGAAAUGUCUCGUGUCAAUAUGCGCCUUGGCCACGAGGUCGCGUUGCUGCUCAGAGACGGGAUAGCAGACAUAAUGAUCUGAGUGAUCGUGUUCGACAUCUUGAGCAACUUCUUGGCUCCAUGGUUCAACAGAUGCCCGCCCAGCAGGGGACGUCUAAUGGUUCGCCUAGUAUCAAGAGCCCGGCGAGUACUUUUGUUACCACUCAAGGAUCUCAUCAAGGGUCGCAUCAGUCUUCUCAUGUGGAGGGCUCAGAGGUCAAGCCUGGGAGAAUGAUGGCGAAUCCCAAUGAGACGAUUUAUGUUUCUAGCAGUCACUGGUCUGCUAUCUGUCAUGAGGUUGAGCAUAUUCGCGAACAUCUGGAGGAAAGCCAUGAAGCGAGUGACUUGGGCAUAGUGGAUCAAGCUCAAAGCCAAGUACCGCUGCUUCUGGGGCCAGGAAGAUUAGCCCCAACUCUUGAAGAGAUUCUGGCGGACGUUCCCCCGAAGCACAUCACAGAUAGACUUGUGUCUCGAUACUUCACGUCGACUGAGCCGUCGAUCAUGAUCACCCAUUCAGGAGAGUUUGAAGGCGAGUACAAACGCUUCUGGAACGACCCCAACUCUGUCUCCGUCCAAUGGGUCGGCAUGUUCUUCGGCAUUCUAGCCACCGGAACAUUCCUGUACAUUCGAUCGCAAGACGAGCUCCCUGAAGGAAUGGGAUCAGCUCUUGAGGUCGCAGAGUCCUUCCAGCAGAGGUGCACAGACUGUCUUCUUCUUUCCAAGUACUCCACGGCUCCUGGUAAGUAUACUUUGGAGACACUCCUAUUCAAUAUCCACGGUGAAUUCGUCCGUCGUCGAGAUGCUCACUUGGGUGUCUGGAUCCUUACCGGUAUUGCUAUUCGUUUGGCUAUGCGAAUGGGCUACCAUCGUGAUCCAGAUAACUACCCUCGGAUCUCGCCUUUUCACGGCGAGAUGCGCCGUCGAGUAUGGGGUGUUUUCCAGCAACUUGAUAUCCUGACCUCUUGCCAACUGGGCUUGCCAUCACUCAUUCAAGAGUCUCAGUGCGAUACUCGCCUGCCGCGUAACAUCAACGACGAGGACUUUGGCCCUGAGUCAACACAGCUUCCUCCCCCGAGACCCGAGACGGAGGGUACCGAUAUAUUAUAUACCCGCGUCAAAGUUAGGAUGAUGUCCAUCUUUCGCACAAUCUUCAACCAGGUGUCGCUCGGGAAAACAGAAGAUUAUAACGAGAUCAUGGCUCUUGAUCAAAAGCUUCAUCAGAUGCGUCAGUCCAUGCCGACUUGCUAUAAGAUAGCCAGGCUGGAAGAUUGCUUCAUGGUUCCACCGUACCUCCUCAUUCGACGAUAUAACCUUGAACUACUCUUCCAAAAAGCAAGAUGUACACUGCACCGCCAUCAUAUGACCAAGGCAUACCAGGACCCUAAGUAUAACUACUCCAGAACGGCUUGCGUUGACUCAGCAAUGACUGUGCUGGGGCACCAGGCUAGUAUAUUGAAAGAGGUCCAGGUCGGUGGACUGCUGUACAACGACAGAUGGUUUCUCACUUCUCUCGAGAGACAUGACUUCUCGCUAGCAUCCAUGGUAGUUUGCGUCGAGCUUGGAGUGCCACCUGAGCAGCAGAAUCCAGAACUCGUGGGAUAUACUCGUGAGACGAUGAUCGAGGCGCUUCAAACCUCGCAAGCUUUUUGGGCGGCUAUCAAAGCUGUUUCUGCUGAGGCCAAGCAGGCGUAUGAUAUGCUCACUGUGAUGCUGAAAGCUGUCACGACUUGUUCAAAAGACGAGGCGAAGCUACCAGCUGAGAAUGCGGAGAAAGCGCCGGCUCAGAACGGCAACGGUAAUGUGAACAUGAGUGGGCAUUCUGAUUCGAACGAGACGCCAUUCUCAACUGAGUUCCAAGGCAUCGAGGCUAUGCUGAACAGCUCGGAUGGCGUCGACUGGGUACCCGUCAAUAUGCCUGCUCAAUUAGUCAUCUUCGACUUUGAUGGGACUCUUUUUGAUACCCAUCAAGCCAUUUCUCACAGCAUCAAGCUCACCUUCGACUCGCUGCUCCCAGACUCAGCUCCGGCAGAGUCUGAAGUGCAGAAGUUGAUCGGUUCUGGAUUGGGCCUCAAGGAAGUUCUCAAAGAACUACAUACUUCUCCCGAUUUUUUCGAUGAGGGUGAAUGGACGUCAACAUAUCGUCGCUUCUACAACGAUGAGGGUCAGAAACUCGUAUCGGCAUUUCAUGGUGCCCAGGAACUAUUGAAGAAGUUGGCUGAAAGAGACAUUCCUGUCGCCAUUAUCAGUAACAAAGGAGUGGCCGCAGUCGACGCGGCCCUGAACAACAACGACAUCGACACCAUCCCCAAAGAUUUGAUCGUCGGAGAUAACACUCCGGGCGCAACGAGGAAGCCUGACCCCGGAAGCUUCGAGAAUGUUCUGCUCCCAGCCUUGACAGCUCGUGGGCUCACAGACAUUGACGUCUCGAAAACUUUAGUCGUUGGGGACACGGAGGCAGAUGUGAAAUUUGCUGCCAACAUUGGAGCAAAGUCUGUUUGGUGCAGAUAUGGAUAUGGGGAUAAGCACGCAUGUGAGAAGUUGAAGCCUCAAUUCACGGUGGGCUCACUGGAUGAGGUGGUAGGACUUGUUGACAGGAUUUGA
This is a messenger RNA of Fusarium redolens, 4239 nucleotides long. RefSeq lists its product as uncharacterized. Lineage: Eukaryota; Fungi; Ascomycota; Sordariomycetes; Hypocreales; Nectriaceae. The transcript is spliced from 10 exons. Gene Ontology annotation, biological process: regulation of DNA-templated transcription; DNA-templated transcription. Gene Ontology annotation, cellular component: nucleus. Gene Ontology annotation, molecular function: FAD binding; DNA-binding transcription factor activity, RNA polymerase II-specific; DNA binding. The record is from RefSeq and is a predicted model, not a curated record. Bases 1 to 4239 code for a protein of 1412 amino acids.